Molecule: messenger RNA, 3299 nt
Organism: Solea senegalensis (Senegalese sole)
Lineage: Eukaryota; Metazoa; Chordata; Actinopteri; Pleuronectiformes; Soleidae
Gene: ppargc1b
Product: peroxisome proliferator-activated receptor gamma, coactivator 1 beta
Exons: 12
Coding region: 37-2799 (920 amino acids)
Biological process (GO): positive regulation of transcription by RNA polymerase II
Cellular component (GO): nucleus
Molecular function (GO): transcription factor binding; nucleic acid binding
Source: RefSeq, a predicted model, not a curated record
GCUCCUCUGACUCCGCGGCUCCUCAUUCACUAGAAGAUGGCGGACUGCGCUCCACUGUUAGAUGAGGAACUCUCGUCCUUUGUCUUCAAUUACCUGACAGAAAACUCCGGCAGCCAGUAUGGGGAGGAGGAGGUGUGUUCGGACCGCUUGGACACCGACUUCCCGGACAUCGACCUCUCGCAGCUGGACACCAGCGACUUCGACAGCGUCAACUAUCUCAGCGAGCUGCAGUGGUGCAACGACCAGCCUGCGGACGCCUCGCCUGCCUCCAUCCACUACAGCACAGCAGACGAACUGUUUGAGAUAGAAGAGGAGAACGCGGCUCUGCUCGCCGCUCUGACCGACAGCUUGGAUGGCAUGGUGGAUGCCGAGGUGGGCGGGCUCUCCGUCUUCCCCGCCCUGGGGGAGGAGUCCGACCAGCAAGACGACGACGACGAGGAUAGUCUUCCACUCAGCGCCGAGGACUUCAGUCGCUCCCUGGGGCCCGAGACAGAAGACCCAUCACUACUGAAGAAGCUGCUGCUGACUCCUCCCAACGUGCCCACGGGCACCGACGCACACAAAGAUGGAGUCCACGGCCAUCGCUAUAGCAACAGAAGCCUGACACUGCGGCCGGUCAGACCUCUGGUCAAGACCGACCUUCCUCCGGAGCGUAAACCGCGGGCGGUGCGUCCAGCGGGACGCCUCUGCACCGAGCUCCACCGUCACCUCACCACCGCCCGGGACGCGGAGGACGCCCCCGCCCCGGACACGGAGGAGGACGAAGAGGAGGAAGAGGACGAGGACAGUGAGUCGGAGGAGGAGGACGAUGAGGAGGAGGAGGAAGAGGAGGAGUCUUCCAGCAGCGAGGUAGAGGGCGCCGCGGUGGCGGUCGUCGAGCCGGCGAAGCCUCAGUUCAGCUCAGAGAAAGAACUGCAGUCUGUGGUGGAGCUGAUCACAUACAUGCACACCUACUGUCUGCCCACGCGCAAGCAGCACGGCUGGGAGCGCAAGGACCGCGACCUGUCCCGGGCCCGCGCUCGAACUGAGGCCUCGCGCCCGCACGCCACAAACUCUGCCAGUAGAGUCGUCUUGGUGUCCACUCCUGGGACCAGCGUGGGCUCGACUGGGACGGGCGGCGGCAGUGGUGCCCCCAGGAGGCUGCCCUUUGCAAGGACGCGGGUGAUGAAGGCGGACUCGGUCCUCCGCGAGCUCCUGCAGCAGAGCGCCUCUUUCGACGUGAGCAAGCCUUACAGACUGCACAGCGCGCCAUAUUCCCACUCCCACAGUCCAAACAGAGCAGCACCUGCUCCGCCCACUAAAUCACCCCACUCCCACACCUCUACCGACCCACAACCACGGCUCCACAAAGACUCUUCCUCCCCCGAGAGGGGGAACUCUGCUGAGGCUCUUAAAAUACCAGAGGACACCGUAGAGGACAGCGGCUCCUUCUCAGUCCGCCGUUCCCGCCGCUUGGCUUCGUUCCCGAGCCGCUUCGCCAAGAGGCUGCGACCCGCUGGACACGUGAGGGACGGAGACGGCAGGGACAAGCAGGAGAGGGACGAGCAGGCGGGAGUCAAACUCCUGCCGACGCAAGCGGGGGGCGGCACCACGACGGAGGCUCGGCCGGAACGGCUGACGUCAACUGAGGCAACCAAUUCCUGCCACCACAGCGAAAAGCGAGCUUGCCUGUGCCUGCCUCUGAACACCAAGUCCACAGGAGAGUCACAGUUCAGCACGAAGGCGUUUGAGCAGACGCUCAGUGUGGAUCUUUGUGGAACGGCAGGUCUGACCCCUCCCACUACCCCACCUCACAAAUCUGUAGAGGACGAGCUCUUCAAGCCGACAGAGGGAGGAAAGGGAGGCGGCAGCAGCGAAGACGGUGGAGGAGGCGGUGGCGGCAGCGAGUCGGUCCAUCCCGCUUCAAACGCCAACACCAACACCAACGUUUCAAUGAAGGCCUCGUCCUGGCUGAGCCGCACCCACCACCAGAGGAAGCUUCCAGAGCAGACGGAGCUGUACGCCCAGCUGCGUCGCAUGGGCCAGGCCGGCGACGGUGACGGAGACAGUGACAGCCGCCGCAACUUUGGCGACCACGACUACUGCGCACUGAGCUUCGGCGAGAGUCGUAAGCGUAGCGCUGCCAUGCUCGGUGCCAUUUUGCAAGCGCAGGGAGGGAGCGACAUAGUCGGUACCAAAGCAGCCGACGAUCAGGAAUCGGUUGGGAAGGAGAGGGAGGUGAUGUCAGACAACACGGGAGCAAAGGAGCAGCAGGUGAACCUGGUCGUGUCCUCGUCGCUGCCGUCAGAAUUCCAGUCGGCAGGAGCCACGGCGCCAGCUUCAGAGGAAGAGGCGGAGCGCUCUCGCUCGCCCUCACCCACCCUUCCAUGUCCCGACUCCCCCGCCAGUAAGACAGACUCCAGUGAGAAUUCCGAGAUCUGUCCCGAUGACACGCAGAGGAACAAAGCCAAGUCUGACGAGGACAACUGCCAGGUGUUUUACAUCCACAACCUGCCGAGCAGCGUGACCCAGAACAUGCUGAGGAAACGCUUCCAGGUGUUCGGCAACGCAGAGGACUGCAAAGUCAUCAUCUGCAACGAGGAGCGUUGCGGGGUGAUAAAGAUUCGUAAGUCAGGAGGUCAAAGACACUGGAGAGAGCGGGAGCCAGUUUUUCAGAAUGGACCUGCGGGCCAGAGGAGGCUCGCGAGAAAGCGCUACAUUGAUCUUGACGAGGCAGGUCCAGGCCCCGUCAAGAGCAAGUACGACGCACUGGACUUUGACACUCUGCUGAAGGAAGCCCAGAAGUCCCUCCACCGCUGACAGCACAGCGCCCUCGUCUGGCCAGCCUUAGUAAAAACCACAGCAACACACCCCUCCGACUACUCUGCUCUGCCCUCAGAAAGACCUCUCGGUACCUCCAUGCAAGGCAACCUCGUAAAAUGUUUACAUUUUUACCAUUGGAUUAACGUAACAACAAGAACCUUGUUGUUGUUGUUGUUUUUUUUUUUUAAGUUUCUUUCACCGGAGGAUACUGCUUAAAAAACGGGGAAGCCACUGGGAGUCCCGAUGAGCUUAAGAGACAAUGGAUGAAAUAAGAUUUUAAAACAGCAAUGGUACAAAACAACUACAAACAAUAAUGCUAGUUGCCUGCUGAACAACAAUAACAACAAAGCUGCUUCCUGUCUAUGUUGGUGACAUCAACGCCCCCUGCCUUGGAAGCGUGGGUGUGAGAGACCUCUGUAGCAAAUCCUUGCUAUCCCUGCAUUGCGUUGGUCCUCGUGGUGUGCGUUUCUGCGUGUGUGCGUGUUCUUUGUUCAGUU